Molecule: messenger RNA, 5206 nt
Organism: Hemicordylus capensis (graceful crag lizard)
Lineage: Eukaryota; Metazoa; Chordata; Lepidosauria; Squamata; Cordylidae
Gene: FNDC5
Product: fibronectin type III domain containing 5
Exons: 9
Coding region: 840-1520 (226 amino acids)
Biological process (GO): positive regulation of brown fat cell differentiation
Molecular function (GO): protein binding
Source: RefSeq, a predicted model, not a curated record
GCCGCCUCUUCCGUGAAGGGCAAGCAGCUUUUGGGGUGGAGAAUUGGCCUUGCAGUAGUGAACAUGGAUUGUCCCCUUGCUAAGCAAGAUGUGCCAAUGGUGAGGUUUUGCCGGAACGGAUCCCUCGUGGUUGGCGAGAGAUGACUGUAAUACUGAGCUGGAUGGACCAGAGGCCUGACUUGGCAUAAAGGCCAAGAGAGAUGCAGUCACUGGAGGAUCUUUGGAGCGGGCGGACGGUUUAAACAUGGAGGCAUCAGGAGGCCACGGUGUUUACUAGCCAGAUCGAACCAGAGAGAUCCCGUCUCCCCUGGAACGAGUGCCGGGCUCCUAUUAAGCUGCCUGAUUGAUGGUGGAGGCGGCCCACUGGUGGCACGUUUGCAUCUUGCGGAGACCGAGUCGUUCCUCCAGCCGCCGCCGCCGGCAGCAGCAGCAGCAGCAGCUGCGGCGGCGGCGCAGCUCUUCCUCCUGCUCGUCGGCUGCCGCCCGCCGCCGAGAAACUUUCUCCGGGCUCAGGCAGGCGGACCGAGCCGGCCUCCGGAGCCCCAGCGCCGCGGCAGGCGCUGCCUUCCCUACAGCGGCAGCCGCCAUGGAACCCGAGCGGGCGGCGGCGGCGGCGCGGAGCUCUCCGUGGUGCUGAAAUGUUCCCGCCGCCGAGCCCCGCGCUGAGGAAGGGAAGCUCGCCGGACGCCGGGCCGUCCCUGCUUUGAGCCGGGCGGGGGUCUACAGCUGCCGCGCGGAGGAGGAGGAGGGUCGCUCGCUGGCUCUCCCUGCCUCCCUCCCCGGCGGCGACUCAGGCUGGAUCGGGACCUCUAGAACAGCCAUUCCCAUGUGGAUGCAGGAUGGACCCGCUCCAGAGGAUGGACCAACUGCUUCUCUACAUCAGCGCAGCCCUCCUGGUGUAUUUCAACUGUUCCAGCUUGUGUCUGGUGGAUGCAGACAGCCCGUCCGCUCCAGUCAACGUCACUGUCAAGCACCUGAAGGCCAACUCUGCUGUCGUGACCUGGGACGUCCUGGAAGAGGAAGUGGUCAUCGGGUUCGCCAUCUCUCAGCAGAAGAAGGACGUGCGGAUGAUGCGCUUCAUCCAGGAGGUCAACACCACCACCCGCUCCUGCUCUCUCUGGGACCUGGAGGAGGACACCGAAUAUAUUGUGCACGUCCAGUCCAUCGGUAUCGAAGGCCAGAGCCCGGCCAGCGAGCCCGUCUACUUCAAGACCCUCCGAGAAGCCGAGAAGCUGGCGUCCAAAAACAAAGAUGAGGUGACGAUGAAGGAGAUGGGGGAGAAGAACCAGCAGCUGCGUGCUGGAGAGGUCCUCAUCAUUGUGGUGGUCUUGUUCAUGUGGGCAGGGGUGAUUGUCCUGUUCUGCAGGCAAUACGACAUCAUCAAGGACAACGAGCCAAACAACAACAAGGAGAAAGCCAAGAGCACGUCCGAAAACAGCACCCCCGAGCACCAGAGUGGGGGGCUCCUGCGCAGCAAGUUUCCAAAAAACAAGCCCUCGGUGAAUAUCAUUGAAGCAUGACAGCCUGGUGGAUGGACUGGAUUUCUCUCUCUCUCUCCCUCGCCCGCCUUCCCUCCCUCCCAGAUUUGGCAACUGGGGUGGUGAAAUGUUGCCAGAGCUUUUUGGAAAGAGUCCGGCUCAGCGGCAGAUGGAAGGCAGGAGCCUCUCUCUAGUCUUGUCCUGUGGCAAGAAAAUAAAGGCGAGGAGCCCCAAACUCAACCCAAUGUGGACAGAAAGAGAAAGACUGCAAGGACAGUCCUGAGAAGGGACCCUUUCUGUGAAAGCUGUCCGUUUGGCAGCCGGGGCGAGUCUGAAAGAUGCCACGAUGAGGAGAUGCCACACACCCACAAUUGCUCCUGUGUUGGUGGUGAGACUGGUAGGGGUGGUGUCCUUCACCUUGACCAACCCUGUCUUGCCCCUUGUCUCUUGGGAAAUGUCCCACCUCAUUGCUGAUUUGCUCCCCUCUGACCACGGCUUGCUUUCAAGUAGGAGUCGCCAACAUGGACUCUGGACACGGCUGCCUCCGUUUCUCCUCUUUGUGACCAUGCUGGAGAACACUCUCCCGUUUGACCACCGAGCGAGCAAACCCACAGCAUUGGCUGUAACUUCCAUGCAGAAGAGGUCUCGCAGUUUGCAUUUUUAAGAACAAGCAAAUGUCUGCAAGCCUUACAUGUUUCUUUAAAAAAAUGAAAGCACACAUGGCGUUUCCACCGGGGCCUUCGGGACUCCACUAGCUGCUUCUUUGGGGUAAUUCUGAGCAGUUCCAUGUUUCUUGUUUUGCUCCCAGGUUUAGUGUAUUGUGUGUUGUUUUCCCUGCUGGAUAAUCGACCCUCAAACUUGUAUCAGGUUUAUACCACUUCAACUGUCAAGACUUCUCCCAAAGAAUCCUGGGAAUUUUAGUUUGGUGAGAUGCUGAGAAGGAGAACAAGGUAAGACCCUGGUUGCUGGAUCAGGCCAAAGGUCCAUCUGCUUCAACAUCCUGUGACCAGCAAUGGCCAGCCAGAUGCAUGAAGGCCAUGCCCCUUCCACGGCCAUCUGUCUGCAGGAUCUGGUUCUCAGAGAGACCCAGAGGUUUGUGAUAGGUUAGAUAGACCUCUCCUCCGUGAUUUUUCUCUAAUCUAGGAGUACUCAAGAUGGUGUCCUCAGAUGUUGUUGGACUAUAAAUCCCAUCAAAGGCCAUCAUGGCUGGGGAUGAUGGGACUUGUAGUCCACCAACAUCUGGGGAACCAAACUUGAGCGCCCCUUCCUCACACCCUUUUUAAUUCCAGUGGCCAUCACUAAAAGGCCAUGAGAACCAUAAAUUCUACUGUGUGGAGAAAUCUUUCCUUUUGCCUGUCCUCCAGUCUUUCUUUGGUGCUUUCAAUUAAUUUCAUUGGACAUCCCCCAGUUCUAGAAUUUUGAGAGAGGGCAAGAAAUUCUGUGCAAUGAUCAGCAGCCCUGCCCACAGCAAUUACAAUUCCCAGUUCCCUGGAAAGAAGGAAUGGCUGUUAAACCAGUACAAAUACUCCCUUACAGAUUACGAUUUCUUUCCACUAUUUCUCAGCAAGGAAUUUUAUGUGAUUCACCCACAGUGUGCCAAAUGGCUGCGCUGGGAUCCGUGGAGAGGCAGCUAUGUGGUGCUACCCCCUGCCCCCACCACAUAAUCCCAGAAACAUUUGCUGGGCUGAGUUUUCCCUGUCCCUAGGAACGUCAGGCACAUGAGAGACCCAUGGAGCAGACUAGAGGAAGAAAAAUGUCUCAAGUAGAUUAUCUCUCAAAUUGACCUGCCAAAGGUUCGAACAAAUGCAUUGCUUAACUCAUUGUCAUUUUUAGACGCUGUUGGAGUCACAAGUGUUUUGGAACAGAAGAGUAUAAAAGAGUGGGUUUUUUGGUCCAAUUAACCUCAUUGUUUUGCAGUGUCCCUCAACGGGGCUUAUUAUUUCUUUCAUGGUUUGUUUGUUUUUUAAAUGCCUUAAAAUGAACUUCUACAAAAAAUCAAAAUGUGAGGGGCAGAAUACUUAGUUCAUGGAUUUGUUCUCCACCAUUCCUCUCUCAAAGCAGCCUUCACAACCACCCUGUGAGGUAGGUUAGGCUGAGAGAUUGUGACUGGCCCAGUGCCAGCCAGUGAGCAUCAUGACCAAGUGAGGAUUUGAAGGAGGGGGUUUCCCACACCCAAAGUCAUGGCCCUUUGAAUUGUGAGGACUCCUUGUAGCUCAAGUUGGAUGAAAAUUUGCUGCUGCAGCUCAGCUCGCGCCCCCCCCCCCCACGCCCAUUGCCAAUGCAGGUGGAUUGGUGGCGGGGGGCGGGGGUGGAAUCCAGCAGGAUGUGCCAUCCGUGUAAGAUACCCCCAAAUGCCUCUCUCACUUCCAUAGUUAGUUAAUCAAGCCACCAGGUCUCUGUCCGAGCCUUUCCUCCAUCUUCUGUCAAGGCGGUGGAAGGAGCAGGCCAUCUUCUCCAGUUAAUGAGCAUUUCAUGGUUGAAUGCUGACUGUCUCUGUGAGUGACGGCGCUUUGGAGGGUGUGAAUGGAGGAGGUGUUCCUUCACCAGGAGGAAGAUUAAUUCUUUGUGCUUCAACAUUCAGCAUCUAGAUUUAUUCAUAUUGCUCCAGUCCCCAGAAAACCAUCCCAUCCCUACUGGAAAAGGAGGCAGGCUUCUAACUGCUCCUUCUAGAUGCCAAGAUGGGUUGCCACAUUUCUUUUCCUAGCCCUGCUCCUAUGCCCUCAUGAGCAGCUCAACAGAAAUUUAACAAGGGAAACUUUGUGUGUGUGUGUGUGUGUUUGUUUGGCAUGGAGAUAAAACAAUGGGGAAAAUGUCACCGUUCACUGCUAAAGAACUGUAUCACUCAAUUUCUUCAUGUUAGGCUCCUCCUAAAGGCAACAGAGAGGGGCCAGUUAAAAAAGGGUGGCAACUAGAAUGAAGAGAUCUCUAGUUCAAAUCCAGUCUCAGCCAUGAACUCAUCACGGGUGGCCUUAGCUGAGCCCCGUCUUCGGAACUCCCCUCCCUGCCUUACAGGGUCAUCGUUAGAAGAGAAAGUGCUUGGAUCGCUCUAAAGCAAAAGUACCCAACCGUACUGAUGGUCACUGUGGCUAGGGGUGAUGGGAGUUGUAGUACUGCAUCUGGGGACCGAAGGUUGGGAACUGCUGCCAUGAAGCGCUGUACACUGAACCAAGUCAUAUUAUUAGUUGGGGUGUCUCCCUGAUGACCUCAAAGACCCCUCUUAUGGACACUCACUGGCAGAAUUUUCCUUUCCUCCCCCCCCCCUCAUUAUUUCCCUCCCAUCUCUGCAGCCUUUUGGAUCAGGAGCGGGCAGCCACUCACAUCUGCAGGUGGAGAACCCGGCUGCUUCUGUCUGUGACAUUGCUAACAUUAGGUGCCUGUUCAAAAGACACACACACACACACACACACACACACACCAUUCACAGGGGACUGAAACAGCGUCUCAAGCUUUAAACGCAAGUGCUAAUCAACCCACUGUUCAGCCAGAGCCCUUGGGUCAGGUUUUGAACGAGGUGGCACCAGCAAGCAAGACCCAAGGUCAGGUCACCAUCAUUCACAAGAGUUGCACAAGAACCCCAAAGGCGGCAUUCUCGGCCUCAGUCACUCCCUUUGAUUCUCGCCUGGGAGGAAACGGGCUGGGGGCAGAUGGUCUGCCUUGGGGGCGGGGAGGAAAGGGUUGUGAGCUGUGAUAACAGUUUGAGCAAUAAACCACGUUUUUAAAUGUACAAA